This is a messenger RNA of Brassica rapa (field mustard), 2868 nucleotides long. Its product is annotated as putative pectinesterase/pectinesterase inhibitor 24. Gene Ontology annotation, molecular function: enzyme inhibitor activity; pectinesterase activity. The record is from RefSeq and is a predicted model, not a curated record. Lineage: Eukaryota; Viridiplantae; Streptophyta; Magnoliopsida; Brassicales; Brassicaceae. Gene Ontology annotation, biological process: cell wall modification.
CCCAAUAAAUAUUGUAAUGUGUAUUGUAGGAUUUGGUAGAACGUAUUAAUAAAUAAAAUAAUAAUAAUUUGUCAACUACUUGUGAUGGUGAAGCCUAGUAAUUUAAAUUUGACUAUGUGAACUUACAACAUUUGAAAUCAAAAUUGGCGAAUAAGAAAAAGAAAAAAAAAGCACACUAUUGAUGAUAGUAAUCAGCAAAUGAACUGAACCAGGAAUGUAAAGCAUUACACAAACUUAUUUUUUGUAAAUUAAAGUUAUAUGUGUUCAUAGGAAAGCUAAUCUUAUAAUUAAUCAACAUUAGUUGCGACUUAUGAAAAAAAAAAACAUACCACCGAGAUGCAUGCUUAUCGUUGUUUUACAUAAAAGAAGAACAAAAACAUGAGAAGCACUUAUGAAUUUACAUUGUUAAUAACCUAAAUAAAAUUUUCUAGCCUGCUUUGUGCAUCGCACGUAAGUUGUUAAUUUUAUUCAAAGUAUUAACUAUAGUUUUUUUUCUUCUUUUGUAUUUAUAUAUAGCUAGUACUAUCUCCAAACCAAACAUAACUAAAGAGAAACUUCAAACGAAGAAAACAUCAAAAGGGCAGAGGAGGAAGCUAAGAAAAUGUCUUCCUCCUACGGCAAAGUCGACGAGCGUGAACAUGUAACGCUCGAAGCUCGUCGCAAGUCGAGGAAGAGAAUCACGAUCAUCGUCGUAUCGCUACUCGUUCUCGUCGGUAUCGUGAUCGGAGCCGUCUUCGGAACCAUGGCUAACAAGAAGUCAACGACAGUGGAAACCAACGAUAACGGAGACUCAAUCUCCGUUUCCGUUAAAGCCGUUUGCGACGUUACACUACAUAAAGACAAGUGUUUCGAAACGGUCGGAUCAGCUCCAAACGCAAGCAGCCUCAAUCCAGAACAGCUGUUUAUAUACGCCGUCAAGAUCACAAUCGCAGAGGCCACGAAAGCUCUCAACGCCUUCUCCUCUUCAGGAGACAACACCACCAUGCAUGCUUGCGUCGAGCUUCUUGACCUAACGAUAGAUAACCUCGAAAACACGUUGACAUCAUCACAAAACGGUGACGUCACGUUACCUGAGCUAGUCAGUGACCUCCGUACAUGGCUGAGCUCAGCAGAGACGUACCAAGAUACUUGUAUAGAGACGUUGGCUGAGUCUAACCAUCCAGAUUCUAAGACGUUCGGAGAAAGUCAGCUCAAGAACGCAACGGAGCUAACGAGUAACGCCUUGGCUAUCAUCACAUGGCUCGGUAAGAUAGCUGACUCCUUCAAACUCAGGAGGCGUUUGCUGAGUGCUGACGUGGCGGUGGACUUCAACGUGGGUAGGAGGUUGUUGCAGAGCACUGAUUUGAGGAGAGUGGCGAAUAUUGUGGUGGCGAAGGAUGGUUCGGGGAAGUAUAAGACGAUAAGUAGGGCUUUAAAGGAUGUGCCUGAGAAGAGUGACAAGAGGACGGUUAUAUAUGUGAAGAAAGGAGUUUAUUUUGAGAAUGUGAAAGUGGAGAAGACCAUGUGGAAUGUUGUUGUGGUUGGAGAUGGAGAGAGCAAGAGUAUUGUCUCUGGUAAACUCAAUGUCAUUGAUGGAACUCCCACUUUCCAGAGCGCCACGUUCGCUGUGUUCGGGAAAGGGUUUAUGGCAAGAGACAUGGGUUUCAUCAACACAGCCGGUCCAUCGAAACACCAAGCCGUAGCUCUAAUGGUCAGCGCGGAUCUCGCCGCCUUCUACCGAUGCACAAUGAACGCAUACCAAGACACGCUUUACGUGCAUGCACAACGUCAGUUUUACCGUGAGUGCACCAUAAUAGGAACAGUCGAUUUCAUCUUCGGUAACGCAGCCUCCGUUCUACAAAACUGCAAGAUUCUCCCUCGCCGACCAAUGAAGGGACAGCAGAACACAAUAACCGCUCAAGGACGCAAAGAUCCUAACCAGAACACAGGAAUCUCGAUUCACCGUUGCAGCAUAUCUCCGCUUGGUAACCUAACUGGUGUUCAGACGUUUUUAGGUCGGCCAUGGAAGGAUUUCUCGACGACGGUGAUAAUGGAAUCUUCGUUGAAUGGGUUUAUCGAUCCGAAAGGUUGGCUACCGUGGGUCGGAGACUCUGCACCGGAUACUAUAUUCUACGGUGAGUAUAAGAAUACCGGUGCUGGUGCGUCGACGAAGAAUAGAGUUAAGUGGAAGGGGUUAAGGUUUUUAAGUACGAAGGAAGCUAAUAGGUUUACGGUUAAGCCUUUCAUCGACGGAGAAAGAUGGCUUCCGACGGCUAAAGUGCCGUUCAGGUCCGGUCUCUGAGUUUGUUUUCCUAUAACGAGAUUUCCAAUGUAAUCUCUUUUAUUUUUGGAUGUGAAUAAAGUGUUUAUUGUUAUUCUAUUGUAUCAUUCGAUUGAUUAAUUUCAAAUCACACUAUCUAAAAUUAAACAAGGUGAGCAUAUUGUGAAUUUGUGUUGUUAUAUUAUUAGUUGAGAAUUUGUUUGUUUUUUCUUUAUUUCAUUUUGAAGAUAUAUCUUAUAUAGAUCAAAUCUCAUCCAUUGCAUAUGUAUAUGUUGGCCAUUAUACAUGUUCUAAAUGGCAAAAGCACUCUAUAUUUCUUUGAAAAGUACUUAGUUGUUCUAGAUUAAUCUCGUUCAAAUAUUUAAUUGUUCUGAAGAAUAAAACAACUUAUUAUAAGCACUUAUAAAUAAUCAUGAAUCAUGAGAAACAUUCGCUGCAUUCCUAUUGGUUCCUUUCAAUAAAAGUCCAUCUUAAGGAGUGGAUAGCACGCAUGCACCGCGUUAGAGACGUCAUUUGAACCGAUGAUAAUUAUAUGUGCAUAGAAAACGAAAUAAGAUAAUGUACAAAAAAUCAUAUUUCAUAUGUAUCUAUGCAAAAAUAAUGUAUUU